Messenger RNA from Leptomonas pyrrhocoris, 14139 nucleotides. RefSeq names its product putative mitochondrial dynein heavy chain. NCBI's taxonomy places the organism in Eukaryota, Euglenozoa, Kinetoplastea, Trypanosomatida, Trypanosomatidae. Gene Ontology annotation, biological process: microtubule-based movement. The record is from RefSeq and is a predicted model, not a curated record. Bases 1 to 14139 code for a protein of 4712 amino acids. Gene Ontology annotation, cellular component: dynein complex. The transcript has a single exon. Gene Ontology annotation, molecular function: dynein intermediate chain binding; dynein light intermediate chain binding; ATP binding.
AUGGAGGAUCCUGAAGUCGCGCCAGAGACGCCGGUGCUCGAGUACGGCGCCGCGUCGCCGGUCACAGAAAUGAGCCGCAUGGUCCGCUCCGACCUGCGCCACCACUACAUCUUCUCCCGCGUCCGCGACUUCUUCUCCGGCGGCGACGCAGCGAAGGCAGAUGAGCUGACACGCCAGCUGGACCGCAACUUCACGGAUGGCACAGCGAACUUCAUGGUGGUGCACGAGAUGCUGCAGGGCACCGGGGCGAACACCCUCCUCUUCACCUACCAGCCGGCGGGGAGUGAGAAUGGUGUGGCGGCGAGGGAUGCGGGCGCUAACGGCAAUGGUGCCGCAAAUGGUCAGACCGGCGAUAAGAUCAUCACCGCGAACGCCGCAGCUGCUUUCGCUUCCCAGCCGGGCGGCGACGACGUGCUGCGGGUGCUGGACCCGACGAAGGACGCCAUCCAGCACAUCGCGAAGCGCUUCGUGUACGUGAUGCGGUCUGACACGGGUAAGCCGAUCAACAGCAAGGAUAUCGCGCAAGCCGUGCAGGAGAUCUCGAUGGGCGUGAUGCAGGCGAACGUGUUGGCGAGCUACGAGCACCUCAUCACGGAGGUCUACACGCCGCUGCUGAACCGUCGGCGCAGCUGGGGCAAGAACACCGCGGACGAGAAGAAUCAGUUCAUCCUGAGCCUCAUGCAGUACGCUGACCGCGUGAACGAGCUGCAGCAGCUGAAGGACGACACGACGACGCUCACCCCCGUUGCGGAGGCUACCUGGAAGCAGCUGAAGAGCGGCGGCGUCAGCAAGCGCAGCGGGAUCAGCGACAGCAACGUCGUGUCCACCCUCGCCCAGACGGUGGACUCGUGGAUUCACACCGUCAACGAGGCGGUGGCCGACGUGCCGAACUACGAGGCGGAGCUACAGGACGAGCGGGCCGGCCCCAAGACGGAGAAGGAGCUGUGGAAGACGCGCCUGGCGAAGCUGCGGCUGCUGGAGGAGCAGCUGCAGAACGUCUCCGCCGCACAGGCCGUGCAGUACCUGCGCGAGGCCCGCAACCCGGUCGUGCAGCAGUGGACAGAGAUGGACGCCGGCCUCACCGAGGGCCUCGCCGAGGCGCAGGAGAACGUGAAGUACCUGCAAUCGUUGGACACCUACUUCGAUGUAUUAUACACGUCCAACUUGCAGCGCAUCAUGUCGAUUAUUCCUACCCUCAUGGCGAACAUCCGCAUGAUGUACACCAUCGCCCGCUACUACCCUACGCAGGAGCACAUGACCGCGCUGUUCUUCAAGAUAACGAACGAGAUUGUGCUGGCCUGCAAGCGGGCCAUCAACCCGUCCGGCAACCGCUCCCGCAUCUGGGAGAUGACGCUCGACUCCGCCUCGCUGCAGGACCUGAUUGGCCGCCUGCAGGCGAGCGCGAAGCUGAACGAGGUGUACGUCCAGGAGUACCGCAAGGCGCAGGAGUACCUCGUCGCCAACAGCGGCAGCAGCGGCGGCCGCCUCUUCGACUUCGAUGAGCUGCGCUUCCUCGGCCACUUCAACCUCUUCGCGAAGCGCGUCGACAAGCUCAUCGCCGUCUUCCGCAAAGUGGAGCAGUUCCGUCUCCUGAAGAGCUUCCACGUGGACCAGAUGGCGGGCCUGCUGCCGCGUUUCGACGAGUACCUUGGCCACCUGCGCGGCAAGACGACGGACAUCCUUGACGUGCACGACAACAACAAGUUCGAUGUGGAGUUCAAGAUCUUUGAGAGCCGCCUGUCGGAGCUGGAGACGUCGAUGCAGGUCGCUAUCAACUCCUCCUUCGAGAACAUCACCUCCACCGACAACGCGCUGUUGUUGCUGAAGAAGUACCAAAAGAUUCUGCAGUCCGACACCUUCGCGGCGGACCUGGAGUCCAAGUACUUGGUCAUCUUCCACAGCUACGGCAUGGAGCUGGAGAAGGAUCAGAAGACCUACGAACGCUACAAGGAGGACCCGCCGAUGGCGCGCAAUAUGACGCCGGUCGCCGGCGCGAUCAGCUGGUCGCGCCAGCUGCUGCGCCACAUCAAGGAGCCAAUGGACAAGUUCAAGCAGAACCGCACCAUCAUGGCGAACACGAAGGACAGCAAGAAGGUGAUCCGCACGUACAACAAGGUGUCCAUCGCGCUGCUCGAGUUUGAGGCGAUUUGGCUGGACGCGUGGAAGCGCUCCAUCGAAUCGAGCAAGGCGGGCAUGAACGCGACGUUGCUGGUGCGCCACGAGGGCCGGCUCUACGUGAACUUCGACAACGAGAUCAACCAGCUCAUCAAGGAGACGCGCUCGCUGAUGCUGCUGGGCGACAUCGACGUCCCGUCCUCCGCCAAGGCGCUGCUCAUGCAGGAGCAAAAGCUAAAGGUCUUCUACAACGAGCUGACCUACCUCGUGCGGGAGUACGAGCGCGUGGUCGGUCGCCCCGGUGAGUCAACGCGCUGUGCCAUCAUCGGCAUCACGCGUCCGCUGCUGCAGGCCGCGAUAGAGAAGCUGGACGCGAUUAUCCGGCCCGGCGAGACGACGCUGACGUGGACGUCGAUGAAUGUUGACAUUUACCUCGAGCGGGUGCGAGACGGCAUUAACGAGGUGGACCACCUUGUCAGCAAAGUUAACGAGACGGUCGUGCAUCGCAUCCAGUCGAACCUAAAGUCGGUCUCCUCCACGCUGCUCGUGAACCUCUUCGAGGAGCACGUCUCGCUGGACCAGUUUGUGCAGCUGCAGGAGCGCCAUAUCCGCCAGCAGUGCGAGGUGAUGAACGUCAAAAACCGCGAGGUCGAGAGCGCCGUGGACGACGUGGUGGACAUCAUCGUCCGCUACAACCAGGCAAACACCGCCAGCAACACUUACAGCAAUAACAACAACGCUAGCGGCAACGACACGUCGACGGCGAUGGUGCCGGCGUCGAACGGCACGGUGUCCGCCCUCUCGAUGGACACCGUGACGCAGGAGAAGGUGCGCACGCUGAAAGGCCACUUUCAUCGUCUGAUGUUCAAAGCCAUCCUGACCUGCACGACCCGCUCGCUGAAUCUGCUGAAGAAGCGCGUCGGUACGCACAACCGCGUCGCCUUCCUCUUCUCCGAAACGCCGCUCUUCGACGUGGAUGUGCAACUGCUGAACACGGAGCCGUACCUAUUCCUGAACCCCUCGCUCGACGAGGUCCAGCUGACGAUUAACCAGUGCGCCACGGCGGUGCUGUCGUGCAGCAAGUACAUGACGCGCUGGCACUACUUCAACGAGGAGGGCGCUAACUUCUACGAGGAGAUCGCGCGCAACAAGGAGGUGGUGAAGGUGGUGCUGCUGCUGACGGGAAGCGUGCACGGGCUGAAGAAGCAGGUGAUGGAGUACUUGGGUUACUUCCGCAAGUACGAGGCGAUCUGGAAGGAGGACAAGGACGAGGCCUACGAGGUCUUCCUCAAGACGAGCCCCACCCUCGACGACUACGAGGCGAAGCUGGGCGAGUAUGUGGCGUUGGAGGAGGAAGUGGGAGCUGUCGCCUCGUGCUUCAACGUCGGCAGCCUGGCCCUGCAGAACAAGCCGCUUCAGCUGGAGCUGCUGCAGCAGAUCCGCAACUGGAAGGAUGUGUUCGUGAACAAGCUCUACGCCCAGGCACAGCGCCAGCUCGACACCCUGACACACAAGAUGGAGGACGAGGCCCACCAGCUGGAGCUGCCCAUCCCCGACCAGGACAAGCUGGAGGACCUGCGCGUGCUCAUGAACACGCUGCGCGACAUUCGCGAUCGCGAGUCGGUCGUCGAGUUCCAAUUCGCGCCGGUCCAGCAGUCCUACGCGAUGCUGCAGCGGUACACAUCGAUCAUCCCAAAGGAGGAGACGGAUCGCGUCGAGGACCUGCGCAUCAAGUGGCUGAAGCUGCACAAGGCCGCGCAGAAGCGCUCCGACGACAUCAACGUGAUGCAGCACGGUUUCAAGAAGGGCCUAACGCAGGAGGUGCAGAAGUUCAGCGCGGAGGUGGUCGCCUUCCGCAACGACUACGACUCGAACGGGCCGAUGGUGGAGGGACUGCCGCCGCAGGAGGCAAUGGAGCGCUUGAAGCGCUAUCAGCGCCAGUUCGACGACAAAUACCGCAAGUGGAUGACCUACAUGGCAGGCGAAGAGCUCUUUGGUCUGCCCGUGCACAAGUACCCGGAACUGGUGAAGACGAAGAAGGAGUUGGAGCUGCUGGACAAGCUGUACACGCUGUACAUCAACGUGCUACAGAAGGUCAACGGCUACAACGACAUUUUGUGGAGCGACCUCAACUUCGACGCCGUCUGCGAGGAGGUCAGCGUCUUCGUGAGCCAGUGCAAGCGGCUGCCCAAGUCGCUGCGCGACUGGGAUGCCUACGUGGAGCUGAAGACGAUCCUCGACAACUUCAUGGAGCUGCAGCCCGUCAUUCAGGAGCUGAAGAACCCGGCGGUGGUGGAGCGGCACUGGCAGGAGAUCAUGAAGGUGUCGGGGCACAAGUGGCGCACCGACCCCGACCUGUUCAAGCUGCAGGACCUCGUCGAUGCGAACCUGCUCGCUGUCGUGGAGGAGGUGGUCGACAUCGCCAUCUCGUCCGUCCGCGAAGCCGAAAUUGAGGCGAAGUUUCGCGCGCAGGAGGCGGUGUGGAAGGACCAGGAGUUGCACUUCAGCGAAUUCAAGCACCGCGGCCCUAUUGUGCUGAAGGGUGAUGACACCACCACGGUCCGCGAAGCCCUGGAGGAGUCGUCGCUCGCGGUGAACUCGAUGCUGUCCUCCCGCUACUGCGCCUUCAUGCGUGAGGCGAUCCAGAUGUUUCUGCAGAAGCUCGUCAAGGUGAGUGAGACCAUCACACUCUGGACGGAGGUGCAGUUCACCUGGCAGUACCUCGAGGCCGUCUUUGCAGGAGGUGACAUCAUGAAGCAGCUGCCGCAGGAAGCGAAGCGCUUCGCCAUCAUCGACAAGCAGUGGCAGAAGAUCAUGAACAAGGCGAACGAGACGCCGAACGUGAUUGGCUUCUGCUACGAGAAUGAGUUGCUGCAGAACCUGCCGACGCUGAAGGAGCAGCUCGACGAGUGCCAGCGCAAGCUCUCCCUCUACCUCGAGCAGAAGCGCAACCUCUUUCCGCGCUUCUACUUCGUGUCCGACACGGUGCUGCUGGAGAUCCUCUCGCAGGCCAGUGACCCACAGUCCAUUCAGCCGCACUUGUCCUCCAUCUUUGACGGUGUGUCCUCGGUGACCUUCGAGCGGGUGAAGCCGAAGGAGGCGGGCGUGCAGCCGUACUUCCAGGUGACAGAGAUGAUUUCCGGCGAGGGCCAGGUGCUGCCGAUGCAUGAGGCUACCCCGUGCGUCGGCAACGUCGAGGACUGGCUGACGCGGCUCUGCACCGGCAUGACGGAUACCGUCCGUGAGGUUGUGAAGUCGAGCGUGACGGAGCUGCCGACGCUGCUGAACAACACGGCCUACCUCGGCACGAUCAUCGACCGCUACCCGGCGCAGGUGUCGCUGCUGAUGCUGCAGUUCUUCUGGACGGCAGAUGUGACGGACUGCAUUCACCGUGGUGCGAUGCGGGCGCGCGGUAAGGAGGCCGCCGCCUCCCGCUCUAAGUGUGAUGCGGUGAAGAACUACCUCGUGAACAUCACCACCUCGCCGGAUCUGGAGCGGAAGCCGCUGCGCAUGCGCACGAACAUCGAGACCCUCAUCACGAUUCAAGUGCAUCAGCAGGAGGUCUUCAUGGAGCUGCAGAAGUCUGGCAUCAAGGACAUCACUCACUUCGAUUGGCUGAAGCAGGCCCGCUUCUACUACCGCCCCGAGCGCGACGCCACGAUCAUCUCCAUCGCCGACUCGGACACGGAGUACAGCAACGAGUACCUUGGCGUGAAGGAGCGUUUGGUCAUUACCCCGCUCACGGAUCGGUGCUACAUUACGCUGUCGCAGGCGCUGGCCAUGUACAUGGGCGGUGCCCCGGCUGGCCCGGCCGGGACGGGUAAGACGGAAACGACUAAGGAUCUCGCCCGCACCUACGGCAAAUUCUGCGUCGUGUUUAACUGCUCCGAUCAGCUCGACCGCCACGCGAUGGGAAAGAUCAUCCGUGGCCUGUCGCAGGCCAACGCGUGGGGAUGCUUUGACGAGUUCAACCGUAUCGAUCUCCCCGUUCUGUCUGUCGUGGCGCAGCAAGUCAGCUGCGUGUUGCAGGCCCUGAAGCAGCACAAGGAGAAAUUCAUCUUCAUUGACGGCCAGGUGACCGACCUGAUGCCCGGCGUCGGCUUCUUCAUCACGAUGAACCCCGGCUAUGCGGGUCGUCAGGAGCUGCCAGAGAACCUAAAGAUUCUGUUCCGUGGUGUGACGAUGAUGGUGCCGGACCGCCAGACGAUUAUGAAGGUGAAGCUCGCCUCGCAGGGGUACAGCCAGGACGAUCUGCUGAGCAAGAAGUUCUUUAUUCUGUACAAGCUGUGCGAGGAGCAGCUGUCGAAGCAGCGCCACUACGACUUUGGCCUGCGCAACAUUCUGUCGGUGCUGCGUACCGCCGGUGCGGUGCUGCGGCGUAACCCCGGCAAGGACGAGGAGGACCUUUUCAUGCGUACGCUGCGUGACAUGAACCUGUCGAAGCUAGUUUUCGAGGAUAUCGAUCUCUUCGACUCGCUGCUGCGUGACAUGUUCCCCGGGCGGCAGUUCGUCAAGGGCACCCACCCCGAGAUCGAGGGGGAGCUGAAGAAGGUGGUGGAGGAGAAGGGUCUCAUCUACUGGACGCCGUGGGUGAGCAAGGUGCUGCAGCUGUACGAGACGAAGCUGGUGCGGCACGGCAUCAUGGUGGUGGGCCCUGCGAUGUGCGGUAAGACGCAGUGCUAUGACGUCAUGACGGACACGCUCUCGCGCACGACGGUGCCGCACCAGCAGCUGCGCAUGAACCCGAAGGCGAUUACCGCCCCGCAGAUGUUCGGCCGCGUCGACGUGACCGGCGACUGGCACGACGGCGUCUUCUCCUCCCUGUGGCGCCAGGCCGUGCGCAACGCCAAGAAGAAGAACUUCUGGAUCAUCUGCGAUGGUCCGGUGGACGCCAUUUGGAUUGAGAACCUCAACACCGUGCUGGACGACAACAAGCUGCUCACCCUGGCGAACGGCGAUCGUAUUCAGAUGAGCGACACGAUGAAGUGCUGCUUCGAGGUAGAGAACCUGGCGAACGCCUCGCCGGCCACCGUCUCGCGCGCCGGUAUCGUGUACAUUUCCGAUGUGAUUCUCGGCUGGAUGCCGGUGCUGGAGUCGCGCCUGCGGGCGAGGAUGGAUGCGGAUGGGCAGAUGCUACCGCGCGACGUCGUCAAGCGCUGCAACCCGCAGCUCGCGGAGAAGCUGCUGUCGAUCUUUCUGCCGCGCAGUCCGGACUCGCAAACAGUGCCGGAGAACUGCGUCACGAACCAAAUCGCGGAGUUCUACAGCCACGAGUGUAGCGUGGUGAUGCGCACGUCGGUCGCGCACCUCGUGGAGAACGCGUUCCACCUUGCUGUGGCCCUCGGCGAUGAGCUGGGCGACGGCGCCAACGUGUCGCAGCAGAUGGCGGAGAAGAUCUACUGGUUCUGCAUGGCCUGGUCCUUCGGUGGCACGCUGGAGCUGCGGGAUCGGGCGCGAUUUGACCAGUUCGUGCGCAGCAAGUUCUCUGCCCUGCCCGCCCCCGCCGAAGGCUACAUCUUCGACUUCUCCCUAAACUGCAAGACGGGUGAGUGGGAGCCGUGGACGCAGUACGUGGAGCAGUGGCGCUAUCCCGGCGAUGACCGGCUCGACUUCUCCUCGCUCUUUAUCCCGACGGCAGACUCGGUCCGCAUGCACUACCUCGCCAGAUGCAACUUCCUGCAAAGCCGUCCGACGCUCUUUAUCGGUGUCAGCGGCACAGCCAAGACGGUGACGGUGGAGCAGUUCCUCGGCCAGGUGAAGGCGAACGACGACCAGAGCAACUUCCGUAAGGUGAACUUCUCAUCUAUGACGCUGCCGCAGAACUUCUACAACACGCUCGAGGACAUGACGGAGAAGAAGAUGGGCUCGAACUACGGCCCGAAGAGCUGCACGCAGCUCACCGUCUUCAUUGACGACAUCAACAUGCCGGAGAUCAACGAGUGGGGUGACCAAAUCACGAACGAGAUUGUGCGGCAGGUGGUCGAGAUGAGCCAGGUGUACGACCUCAGCAGGCCGGGCCUGCGCCGCGAGUUCAAGGGGCUCGUGUUUAUGGCGGCCAUGUCGCACCCGUCAGGCGGCAAGAACGAUAUUCCCAACCGGCUGAAGCGCCACUUCACGGUGCUCAACAUGCCGCUACCGGAGGAGGCGAACAUCCAGCAAAUCUUCGGUACAAUCUUCGAGGGACGGUUCUGCAACGACAACUACGCGCAGGGCGUGCAGGACGUGGCGCGCAUCCUGACGAAGAUGUCCAUCAGCUUCUGGGAGGCCAUCGGCAAGCGCAUGCUGCCCACCCCCGACAAGUUCCACUACUUCUUUAACCUGCGCGACCUUUCGCGGAUUACGCAGGGCGUCAUGCUGGCGGGUAUGCAGUCCGACCCGGACCGGCCGGAGAAGCGAGCGGAGAGCAAGCCGUGGGAGAUCAUCACCGACCCGGUCACGCUGCUGCGGGUGUGGAAACACGAGUCGGCGCGUGUCUUCAGCGACAAGCUGAACAGCGUCGCCGACAAACGCUGGUUCGAUGCGAACAUUCAGGACUGCAUGGCGGAGCACCUCUCCACGACGCCCUACAAGGACCUGGUGGAGCAGGCGCGCGAGCCCGUCUACAUGGCGAACUUCAUGCGCGAUCCGAUUAUCGACCCGGAGACCGGCGAGCAGGUCGAGCCGGCGCCGCGCAUCUACGAGGUGGUCCCGUCCAUGGAGACGGUGCUGCAGCGUCUCAUGGGCGCCAUGCAGGCCCACAACGAGACCCCGAUGGGUCGCAUUAAGAAGCUGAACCUCGUCCUUUUUGAGGCGGCGCUGAAGAACGUGUGCCGCAUCUCCCGCUGCCUCUCGCUGCCGCGCGGCAACCUACUGUUGGUCGGUGUCGGUGGUAGCGGCAAGCAGUCACUGGCCCGCCUCGCCGCCUUCGUCAACGGCCACGACUUCGCCACACUGACCAUCUCCAAGGGCUUCGGCGUCAACCAGCUUUUCGAUGCGAUUCGCGAGCAGUACGUCAGCGCGGCCACGAAGAAGCCGGUGACGAUGCUCUUCACGGACAACGACAUCAAGCAGGAGGUCUUCCUCGAAUACAUCAAUUCCUUUCUCUCCAACGGCGAGAUUGCCGGCCUCUUCGCGAGCGACCAGCGCGACUCCGCCAUCAACGACGUGCGUCCGAUCAUGAGGAAGGACCCGUACGCGCGAUUCGAGGACAUGUCGGAGCCGCUGUGGAAGUACUUCAUUGCCCGCGUCCGCGAGCGGCUGCACUUCGUGCUCUGCUUCUCGCCGGUGGGCGACCGCUUCCGCACCCGCGCUCGCAAGUUCCCCGCGCUCAUUUCGUCGUGCAUGAUCAACUGGUUCUUCCCGUGGCCGAAGCAGGCCUUGCUGGACGUCUCCUCGCGCACCAUCGAGAGCUUCGAGAUGGCCACCGAGGACAAGAACAAGAAGGCGCUGGUGGAGCUGAUGGCGGAGAUCCACACGCUGAUGCUCGAGCGCUCCGAGGAGUACCUCGCGCGGUACCGCCGCAGCGUCUACAGCACCCCCAAAUCGUACCUCAGCUUCAUCGAGAGCUACACGACGGUCUACACGAAGAAGUUCAAUGAACUCAACGACGAGGCGAAGAAGAUCAACAACGGCCUCAAGAAGCUCCAUCAGGCCGCCGAGGAUGUGCGAGUGAUGCGGACGCAGCUGCAGGAGAAAGAGGUGUUGCUGAACAACAAGCGCAAGGAGACGGACGCCCUCGUGCGAGAGAUCGAGGUGCGCACCGCCGAGGCGCAGAAGAAGAGGGCGGAGGUCGAGGUGGUGAAGGAGGCGGUGGCCCACGAUGCCGCCAUCGUCGCGAAGGGCGAAGCGGAGGCGAAGAAGGAUCUGGAGGCGGCCGAGCCGGCGCUGAUUGAGGCGAUUGAGUCGCUGAACUCCAUCACGGCGAACGACUUCGUGACGCUGAAGAAGCUGGCGAACCCACCGGCGCUGAUUAAGCGCAUUUUCGAUGCCGUGUCGAUUCUGCUGCACCGUCCCCUCACCGUGCCGAGCUCUGAGCAGGUGAAGGGCUCGCUGUGGAUCACCGACUCGUGGGAGUUCUCGGGUCGCCAGCUCGCCUCCGACGCGAGCACGCUCGAUCAGCUGAAGAACUUUGGUGAGACGAAGAAGGACUACAUCAACGAGGAGACGUGCGAGCUGCUACUGCCGUACUUGUGGAUGGAAGGCUUCACCGCCGAUGCGGCCCGCAAGGCGUGCGGUAACGUGGCCGGUCUGUGCACGUGGGUGAGCAGCAUGUACAAGUACAUCAACAUCGCCAAGGUGGUGGCCCCCAAGAAGGAAGCGCUGCGCAUCGCCACGAUCCAGCUCCGCGCCGCGAACAAGAAGAAGGAGGAGCAGGAGGAGGAGCUGGCCCGUGUGACGGCCGAGGUGGACGGCUUCAACGCCCAGCUCAGCGAAGAAAACGCCAAGAAGCAGGCCUUGGAGGAGGACGCAAACCGGACGAAGCAGCGCAUGGACAGUGCCAACGGCCUCAUCGACGCCCUCUCCGGCGAACGGGAGCGGUGGACGCAGCAGAGCAACGAGUUCAAGACUCUUAUCGACCGGCUUGUCGGAGAUGUGGCGCUCAGCUGCGCCUUCAUUUCGUACUGCGGCCCGUUCAACUCCGAGUUCCGUAACCAGCUGCUGUACGAGUACUUCUACCCCAAGUGCAAGCAACUGAACAUUCCCGUCACGCCGGACCUGAACGUGGUGCGCUUCCUGGUGGACGAGACGACGAUCGCGGAUUGGCAGCUGGAGGGCUUGCCGGCGGAUAACCACUCCAUCCAGAACGCCAUCAUGAUCACAACGAGCUCCAAGUAUCCGCUGAUGAUUGAUCCGCAAGGACAGGCGCUGAACUGGGUGCGUAAGCGCACCGAGGAUUUGCAGAACAAGGUCGUGCGAAUGAAUGAUCGCACUUUCUCCAACAGCCUGCAGGAGCAACUCGACCAAGGUCGCCCCCUGAUCGUGGAGAACAUCCCGGAGGAGGUGGACACGAUGCUGGAUCCGGUGCUGGAGCGGCAGGUGGUGCGCAGCGGGCGCACGCUGCUGAUGAAGAUCAACGGCGAGGAUAUGACCUACAACGAGAAAUUCUCGCUCUUCAUGACGACGAAGCUGCCGAACCCCAGCUUCACGCCUGAGCUGUUCGCCAAGUGCCUCGUGAUCGACUUCACCGUGACGAUGGAGGGCCUGGAGCAGCAGCUGCUGUCGCAGGUGGUGAGCCGCGAAAAGGCGGAGCUGAACGAGGAGAGCGCGAAGCUGUCGGAGGACAUCAACAACAACGAGAAGCGCCGCAAGAACUUGGAGGACCGCCUCCUGAAGCAGCUGAGCGAGUCGCAGGGCAACCUGAUCGACGACGUGGAUCUCAUCAACACUCUGCAGGAGACGAAGGACGCGUCGGCGGAGAUUGCCGAGAAGCUGGCGACGGCCAUGGAAACGAAGAAGCGCAUUGCCGGCGCACGGGAGGAGUACCGCCCAGUGGCCAGCCGCGGCGCCGUGUUGUACUUCCUCGUUGUGCAGAUGUCUCUCGUGAACCACAUGUACCAGACCUCGCUCGUCCAGUUCAACGGCAUCUUCGACAACUCCAUUCUCCGCUCGGAGCACCACCCCGUCACGGCGAAGCGCAUCCAGUGCAUCAUUGACCACUUCACCCUCGCCGUCUUCAAGUACGUGAUCCGCAUGCUCUUCUCGAAGCACAAGCUGCUCUUUGUGCUGCUGCUUGCCUGCAAGAUCGAGAUGAAGGCCGGCCGGCUCGACACCGUCGCCUUCGAGGCGCUCUUGAAGGGUGGUGGCGGCGUGCAGGUGGACCGCGCGAAGCCGUUCAGCUGGCUGAAAGACAAGGCGUGGGCGAACGUGAUGGCCAUCGCACAGCAGGUGCCGCGCGUCUUCAAGCAGCUGCCCGACCUCAUCAUGCGCAACGAGCAGCAGUGGCGGCCGUACAUCGAGGCGGAGGCGAUGGAGUCGAUGGCAACGCCGGACAUUAACGAGAAGAUGGAGUCGUUUGAGCGGCUGCUGCUGGUGCGGGCACUGCGCGAGGACCGCACGAUGCUCGCCGCGACGCAGUACAUCGCAACGACGCUGGGCAAGACCUUCGCCGAGGCGCAGCAGCUGGAUCUGUUGGACGUCGUGGAGGAGACGACGGGGCUGACGCCGAUCGUGUUUCUGCUCUCACAAGGCAGCGACCCCACGACGCUCAUCGAGGCGAGUGCGAAGAAGCUGAAGAAGAAGAUCUAUCCCAUUUCGAUGGGCCAGGGCCAGGAGGAGGCCGCCAUGAACAUCGUCAGCUCCGCGUGGCAGAACGGUGACUGGGCGCUGCUGCAGAAUUGUCACUUGGGCCUGCCCUUCUUGAUACAGCUGGAGGAGCGUCUGCGCGUGCAGUCGAUGGCAGCCGUGCCGGGGGAGAGGAAGGCGGAGAUCCACGAGGAGGCCCGCAUCUGGAUCACCUCCGAGCCGCACCUGUCCGUGCCAAUCGGCCUGCUGCAGAUGUCCAUUAAGCUGACAAACGAGCCGCCGCAGGGCAUCAAGGCCGGCCUCAUCCGCACCUACUCGUGGAUGUCGCAGGACUACCUCGAGAUGUUCCGCCGACCCGAGUGGCGACCGAUGCUCUUCACGCAGUGCUUCCUGCACUCCGUGGUGGUGGAGCGGCGCAAGUUCGGCCCGAUCGGCUUCAGCGUGCCCUACGAGUUCAACCAGGGCGACUGGACGGCGUCGGUGCAGUUCUUGGUCAACCACAUGACGACUAUCGGCGAGCAGCUGCGCAACCCGGUGAACCGCGACACCGUGUGCUACAUGGUAGCGGACAUCCAGUACGGUGGUCGCAUCACCGACAACAACGACCGCGCCCUCUUUAAGGCCAUCACAGAGUUCCUGUACGACAACCACAUCACCAACCCCGAGAAGUGCAAGGACGGCAAGGAGAUGACGGAGUUCUACCCGGGCUACGGCAUUCCGCUCUUCGACGACAUCAACAAGCACCGCGACUUUAUCCGCGAGACCUACCCGGAGGUCGACACGCCGGAGGUGUUUCAAAUGCACCCGAACCAGGACAUCACCUACCGCACGCGGCAGGCGCAGGAGGUGCUCGCGACGAUUCUGGAUGUGCAGCCGCGUGGCGCGACCACCACCGGUGGCGUCACCCGCGAGGAGAAGGUGCUCGCCAUGACGGACAGCUACCUGAAGCUGCUACCGUCGGACUGGACGGUGGACCGCAAGGGCCACCUUGGCGACCGCCAGCCGCUCUCCAUUUUCGCCUGCCAGGAGAUCGACCGCCUGAGCGUGGCGAUCAAGGUGGUGCGCAAGACCUGCCAGGACUUGAAGCUCGCCGUCGCCGGGACGAUCAUCUUGACCCCCGCCCUGCAGGACGCGCUGGACUUGCUGUACGACGCGCGUGUGCCGACGACGUGGGUGGCGGUCGGCUGGCCGUCACCGAACAUCGCCCUCUGGAUCGCGGAGCUGGUGCGGCGCUACGAGCAGCUGCAGGCGUGGGCGACGAGUGGGCGGCCGCAGGUGUACUGGCUGCCCGGCUUCUUCAACCCGCAGGGCUUUCUCACCUCGGUGCGCCAGGAGAUUACGCGCAGCCACUCGAAUGAAGCGGUGCCGUGGGCGCUUGACAAGGUCGAGACCCGCACGGAGGUGCGCAGCUCCGAGUACCGCCCGGGGCAGGAGGCGAAAGCGGACGACCUGCGUACCGAGAAGGGUGAGGUGGUGAUCUACGGCCUGUUCCUGGAGGGGGCCAUGUGGGACCGCGUGAACAAGCGGCUGAAGGACCCGCUGCCGGGCGACCUCUACCGCGAGCUGCCGAUGUUGCUGGUGUCUGCCUUUAACAAGGAUGCCCCGCAGCAGGCCGCCGCGCAGCCGACAAAGCCCGGCGCUGCGAAGGAGAAGAAGACGAAGCAGGAGUACUACCGGUGCCCAGUGUACAAGUACCCUAGCCGCUCGGACAACAACUGGAUCUUCGACGUGCGCCUGCCGGUGGCGGAGGACGACGCGUACUGGCGUAUGCGCGGUGUGGCACUGCUGGGUACGACGGAUUAA